AUGGUCGACUCGGACACGGAGAUUGAGCUCGCCAUCGACCCGGCACCAGCUUCGGCACCGGCACCGGCGUUCGCCGCGCCCGCGGCACCCGUAUCGGACCUGGACCUGAUCGCGCAGAUGGUCUCGAGCGGCGAGGUCGUCGGCGCGUUGCCCCCGGUGUCGAUGAGCGCGGCGGAGAAGCGCGCGCAGGUGGAGGCGAGCCGCUCAGUGCCGCAGUACACUGGCGACGAGAGCUCGUCCGAGGAGGAAUCGAGCGACGAGGACGAGGACGAUGACGAGUACAAGAAGCCCGACGCCACGCCCAUGACGGCCGAGCAGCACGCCAGCAUGAAGAAGGAGCUCGAGGAGUUCACGGGCGAGCCUGCCCCCGCGCCUUCGGCAGCGACGGCGUCCGUGCUCGACAAGCUUGGCGGGUUCGAGUUCGUCACGGAUUCCGAAGAGGAAGAGGACGACGACGAUGACGAGGUCGACAUGGACGACUUUGACUUUGAUGCGCCGGUCGAGGAUGAUGGGGAGCCGGGGGCGAUCAUGAGUGCCCACGAACAGGCUCUCCCGCCCGUCCCGCAGCCACCCUUAGAGCACAUCCCCGCGACCGUACCGCUCGUGCUCGCUGGCGACGUCGUGAGCUGGAUGAAGGAGCGCGGUGUGGAGGCGUGGCUUGAGAAGCAGAAGGCCGCGGGCGAGGCCGAGGGGGCGAUCAAGGCCGAGUCUGCUGGCGAGAACGUCGAGAUCAAGUCGGAGGCUGCUGCAGCCGGCGACGUCGAGGUCAAGCCUGAGCCCGCCACAGAGGCAGGAGAGGUCACGGAGACCAAGCCCACCACCGAGGCCACCGAGUCCAAGCCCGAACCUGCUGCCGAUGCCGCCGCACCCGCCAUCCCCAAGUUCAACUCGUCCGGCACGAUCAUCAUCCGCGCAAUGCAAGCGCCCGGCACCGGCUGGCUCGAGUCUGGCUCAGUCCUCACCACAGCCGACGGGCACAUUCUCGGCGCGGUACACGACACGUUCGGGCCACUCACGUCGCCGUUUUAUUCCGUCCGUCUUCCUCCCCCUCCCUUCCCCUACCCCUCCCUCGAAGCAGGGGACAAGGUCUUCUUCCCGCAGUCGGCCGACUACCGCACCUUUGUCGACAUGCACGCCGUGCGCGACCCGCGCUUCCGGUCGGACGCGAGUAACAUCUACGACGAGGAGGUGGGCGACGACGAGGUCGAGUGGAGCGACGACGAGGCGGAGCGCGCCGCCAAGAACAGGCGCAAGAAGAAGGGCAAGCGCGCUGGCUCGCGCGUGCCCGGCACGCCCGGGUCAGUGCAGCAUCCGCUGCCGCCCCGUCCACACUUCGACUACGCAGGCAACGACGACGACAGCGUGAGCCUGCACGGCGACGGCGCGGACAGGUGGGACGAGGUGAGCGAUGCAGGCAGCACCGCGAGCCAGCGCCACGCGGUCGUGUACGACGACGACGUGCCCUCUGGCUAUGGCGCACAGCGGCCCCAGCGCGGCCGGGGGCGCGGGCGCGGUGGUCCCCGAGGAGGAGGCGGAGGUGGAGGGCGCGGACAGGGGCGUGCGACGGGCGGCGGACGGCCGGUGCACGCGCUCCCCCAGCGUCCCGGACAGUGGGGCCAAACGGCGCCGAUGGGCGGGUUCGGCGGCGCCAUGCCCAUGCAGCAGCAGGGCGGCUUCCAGCAGCAGGCAGGCUUCUGGCCCCAGCAGCAACAGCCCCAGUUCCAGCCCCAGUUCCAGCAGUACAACCCCGCCGGGUACAACCCGUCCCAGCCCGGCAUGGGCAUCCCCGGUUUCGCGCCGCAGGGCCAGGACGGCAGCGGCAACGCGCCGGCCAUCAACCCCCGCUUUGCGGCACAGUACCAGCAGAUGAUGGGCGGAUACUGGCCCCAGCAGCAGCAGCAGCAGGGUGGAGGAGGCCAGUACGGCGGCGGCUAUCCAUCCGGCCAGGGCCCGUACGACGGCCAGCACCAGCAGCAAUAG
Vanrija pseudolonga is the source of this 1980-nucleotide messenger RNA. It is a transcript of the gene naf1, whose product is annotated as H/ACA ribonucleoprotein complex non-core subunit NAF1. Gene Ontology annotation, molecular function: RNA binding. The transcript is spliced from 2 exons. Gene Ontology annotation, biological process: box H/ACA snoRNP assembly; ribosome biogenesis; pseudouridine synthesis. Gene Ontology annotation, cellular component: sno(s)RNA-containing ribonucleoprotein complex. NCBI's taxonomy places the organism in Eukaryota, Fungi, Basidiomycota, Tremellomycetes, Trichosporonales, Trichosporonaceae. Bases 1 to 1980 code for a protein of 659 amino acids. The record is from RefSeq and is a predicted model, not a curated record.